AUGGCUCACGCGAGCAGCUCCCGUCGCUCCCGCGGCGCCGCCGCCGAGCCAAAGCCCAAGAAGAAGCGGCAGCACCACCGCCACGCCCCCGACACAGACAGCGAACCAGACGAGCGCGCCGAGCGCAAAGUCCGCAAGAAAUCGGCUAAGAUGCUGGCGACUUUGGGCUAUUCGGACGAGUCGAACCCCUUUGGCGAUUCGAGUUUGAGCCACCCGUUUGUCUGGACGAAAAAGUACCACGAAAAGGGUACAGGCGAUACAAACACCAAGUCAGGGAAAGACCGGAAGAAGGCGCAGCGACACCGUGUGGACGAGAUCCGCAAAGCGCGGAAACGCCGCGACGAGCGCGAGGCCGAGAAGGACGAGAGGGAGCGGCUCAAGAGCGAGGAAAUGCGGCUCAAGGACGCGGAACAGUACGAAGAUUGGCAGCAGAAAGAAGAGCAGUUUCACUUGCAGCAGACCAAAGUGCGGAGCCAGUUGCGCAUCCGUGCGAACCGAGAGAAACCUGUGGACUUAUUGGCCAAGAACUUGCUUCUUGUGUCAGCGAGAAACAACGCUGAGGAGGAAAGUGCUUUUUUUAUCAAGGAGAUUGGCCGCAUCCGUGUCGAACAUCGACGACCGGAUGCGAUUGUUGAAGUGCUGUCGAUGCACGAGCUGGGGGAGCUCCAGGAUGACGUGCGCACGUACAAAGAGCUCGAGGAAAGCGGCAAUGGUGGACGUAAUGCCGAGUUUUGGGACCUCAUGCGGCUCGUGUGUGACGACCGGAUUCGACGAUUGCAGCGGAACGACGUGCGGGCGGAUAGAGGUGCGAUCCAUGAUUCGGUGCAAGAGACAAUUGAUGAUAUGUUGAUGGGAAAAGAUGCACAAGAAUUGAGGAUUUUGCAACGUGAAGUGAGCGAGACGAUCGCGAGUGCACUGAAUGGAGCGACGGGUGUCGAUGUUGACUUCUGGGAGGAAGUGGCACAGCAGAUUAAAGUGUACCAAGCUCGUGCGAGGCUUGCACAGUUGCACGAAGAGAUGCUGACGAAACUGGCCGAUCUCAUGGAAGAGCACGAAAGAAGGUUGGUAGAAGAAGCAGUGGCUCGCGCUGCUGAAGAUGAGACGCACGGCGCGGUGGACGAGAAUGGACGUGACGCGGGACGUGAGGCGCGUGAGAUGGAAAAGUCGUUUGCUCGGAAGGGUCUGGACGAAGCGGAAGAGCGUCUCGGUGCAUCCGAAGAGGUGGCACUGGGCGACUCGGAAGCAGUUCCACGGUGGAGUGAGAAGUACCAGCCACGCAAGCCGCGCUACUUUAAUCGCGUCAAGACGGGUUACGAGUGGAACAAAUACAACCAGACGCACUACGACUAUGACAAUCCGCCACCCAAGGUCGUGCAGGGCUACAAGUUCAAUCUGUUCUACCCCGAUCUCAUUGACAAACAGACGGCCCCGCGUUUCGUAUUGGAGAAGGCUAGCUCGGAUGAGUUCUGCAUCAUCCGCUUUUCGGCCGGACCGCCUUAUCAGGACAUCGCCUUCAAAAUUGUCAAUUGCGAGUGGGAAUACUCCCACAAACGUGGCUUCAAGAGCGUAUUCGAGCGCGGAAUUCUGCACCUCUAUUUCAACUUUAAACGCCACAGGUAUCGCCGGUAG
Molecule: messenger RNA, 1629 nt
Organism: Peronospora matthiolae
Lineage: Eukaryota; Oomycota; Peronosporomycetes; Peronosporales; Peronosporaceae
Source: the annotation of a GenBank genome assembly